AUGUUCGAGUGGAGUUAUCAUAGUUAUGGAUGGUCGACAAAGUCUACAAAAUCUCCCACACCUUUUUCAUUGGGCAACCGGAAUUUUCCGUAUUUCGGUGAAGAUUUAUUGACGCAUUUGAAGCAACCAGGAGUUUGUCAAGCGUUUUUUGGUGACAUUCACGAGUACGAUUAUAAUCGCUUAAGAAUUGCGGAAGAAAAAAAUGAGAGAUUGAAAUUGAGGUAAUCAGAUUCUUUUGGAUAAUUUUGAAGAAACGCAUUAUUUAUUCAGAUCAAAAAAGCGACAUUUGCACAUUGUUUCACAACUCGAAAACCUAGAACUUGGCCAAAAUCUCUACGGCCGUCGAAGUUUGUCAAGCACAAUUUUGAAUUCGGAACAUCGAGAAUAUCGAUUCGAUCAAAGACUUACGACAGAAUUCAAUGCUGUUCCAUUGAAAAUGGAAAAUCGUCGAGUAAUCGUGGAAACGACACAACAACUGAUUUCUUAUAAUAAAUUCGAAAAAGACUUUGAUCUUUCGUUUGUAGAAGAGCCAUUUGAAAUUUGGAAAGUUUUUUUGGUUGAUUGUGAGCAGAAUAAUCGGACGGAAAGCUUUGCAUUUGUUUUGCGAUCACUUAGGUUUGACGUGUACAAUUUGAACCAGCGGGACCCUAUCAAAAAAUUCAUUUUGCCAGUGAUUAGAAAUUGCACGUGCAUGUGAGUUACAGGGGAAAUCAAGAUUUUUUGAUAAAAUAUCGAUUCUAGACUCAAUCUUUGUCUUCAGAGAAAUGAAUUGGAACAAAAAGAAUGAAUCACUUUGCAUCAAAAUUGGAGGAACGUAUAAUACAUUUUUUCUACUUUUCGAUAUUCUUUCAUUGGAAUGUUUGACCAGUUUUGUGGUGAAACAUAGUGUAAGCUUGUUUUUCAAAAACAAAAAUUCAACAUUUUCCUUCAGGCGUGCAACAAAAUUCGGCGUGGAAAGAUAUCACAACUAGAAUUGAAGCAAGAUAUUUUACAUAUUCGAUCGGGAACUCGAUUGUUUCUAUAUUCGUUUCCAGAAUAUUGGGAGAAUGUUGGGAAUUCGAGACGAAUUACAGAUGAGGAAUCAUCGUCAGAAUUGCCAAUAGUUUUUGAAAUUUCAAGAUUCGGUAGACCACUUUUUGUUAUUAAUGAAACACAUCAGGUGAGUAUGUACAACGGCUUUUGAGUAAAAAUCACCAUCAUUUCAGAUUAUCCAUGUGUUUCCGAAUCAUCCUUUCAUCUAUGUAUUUCCACGAUUAUCACAUCCUUCAUUUUCUGGAAAUUUCUCACAUCAUCAAUUCGCAAUUCCUGAUCUCAAAAACCCCGAAACCCUCGUCAAUUUCGAUCAAACGUGCACAUUUCCCCCGAAGCGUCGCGGUAUAAACUUUAGCGAUUUCGAGAUGUUGACCAAAAACGGUUCGGCUUUGAUAUUUGCUGACGAUUUGACUUCAACAUUUCUCGUAUUCGAAAAAUUCGAUUUGGUCAAAUAUUAUGUGAGCAAUUGUGAAGAAACAGUUAGACAAGUUUGGAAGACUUCGAUAUUUCCGAAUGUUGAAAAUCGCAAUUUCUAUCGAAGAGAAAAGUAUGAGAGAUCGAAACAGAAUGGAUUUGGACUAAUUUUUGAUGGUGAUAAAACAUUAAGCAAUCAUUUUGUAAGUCCAAGUGUUUUAUAUUUUUAAGUUAGACGUGAUUUUUUUUCAGAAAAUCCACAAUGCUUAUCAAUCGAAUGAUGGCGAAAAUAUAAUAGUUUAUCUAUCAAUUGAAAAUGGCGAACUUUUACCAAAUGGUUAUUUUAUUAGAUCUAAAAUGGCACUUGGAAGCCAAACAAUGCGAUUCGCUUUUAUCAUCGAUGAUAAAAAUGGAGAAAUAUUGAGAAUUAUUCCAAUAUCAAUACGAUGUGAAAAAUAUGGUCGCCCACCUUGUGAAUUCACAUUAGAUGAUGAUAUUUUAUUAAUCCCAGAAGAUUCCUCGUUAGAAGUUUCAAUGAUGGAAGUAUGGGAACUGAUGGAGCCACAACAAUAUAUUAUUGAUGAUAACUGA
Caenorhabditis angaria is the source of this 2037-nucleotide messenger RNA. NCBI's taxonomy places the organism in Eukaryota, Metazoa, Nematoda, Chromadorea, Rhabditida, Rhabditidae. The record is from the annotation of a GenBank genome assembly.